CAUGCGUCUCUUGGAGAUGGAACAUGUGCAUGAGGACACCUGUCUUCAAUGCUCUGCCGCUUCUUUAGCGCUCUAACUGUCAAACAGAUCAUGAAAUUUGCGACACUUCGAAUUCAUGCGAAAUUGAAAUGGCGCCCUAUCAUUAAUAUUCAUCAAUAGCAUGUCCCUCUUAUUCAGUAGGCUACAUGUUUCAGAGGUGCGGUAUCCUCCUGUACUGUGCAGAGUAUUGCCGCACGCGGCACAUGCACACCUUGUCCACGGGCAUACUUUGGUCGGCACAAUAUAAAACCUCGCUGUUGCAAGGAAUCCUAUCCAACAUCUUGCAUACUCCAGUCACUGACCAACCUCCUCGGAAUCCAAACCAAUCCCACCCACGAUGUCAUCAGCACAGCAAUCGUGUCCAUGUCCCCCGAGCUGUAGAUGUCACACCGGCCCCGACAUGGGCAGGAAUCUGGUUGUAUGCAUCGACGGGACAUCCAACAAGUUUGGUACUAAAAACACCAAUAUCAUCCGACUGUGUAGUAAUAUCGUCAAGAAUGAUAAACAGUUAGUGUGCUACCUUACAGGCGUGGGAACAUAUGGAAGACCUGGAGGCCUCGCGCACGCGCGAUUGGUGGAACGGGCCACGAAUAUCUUGGACCAAGCCAUUGCCCAUAAUGUCAGCCGAUCGAUUAUGAACGCUUAUAGAUGGCUCGCAGACAGGUACCGUGAUGGUGACAAGAUCUUUCUGUUUGGAUUUUCAAGAGGUGCAUACCAAGUUCGUGCUUUGGCGGGAAUGAUCCACGAAGUGGGGCUCAUCAUUCCCGGCAACAAAGACCAAAUUCCCUACGCCUUCAAGUAUUACUCUGCCAUUAAGAGUGGGAAACUCAAGGAUAUUAGUCUUGCAAAGGAUUUUAAACGGACCUUCUCGACGAGCGCGUCGGUAUAUUUCGUCGGCGUAUGGGACACCGUGUCGUCUAUUGGUAUUAAUAGCUUAAGGAAUUUGCCGUCUGCCAAUACAUGCGAUCACAUUCGCUACUUCCGCCAGGCACUGGCCCUAGAUGAGCUCAGGGUAAAAUUCCUACCUGAGUAUGUCUGCGGUGGCAUGGGCGAACGAUCCAAAUCAAAACCAGGGCUACCUCCCUCGCACGAACAUGUUAAGGAGGUUUGGUUUGCUGGUAAUCAUUCGGAUAUUCACCUUACCUUGCAAGACAUGCCUCUACUAUGGAUGUGUGAAGAAGUUCUCGCGGCCGGACUCCUGCUAAACAAUUCCAAUAUAGACUUCGCAUACGAAGACUGGCGUGGACACAAUAUCAAAAGCUCUUUGAAUGUCGCAUGGUGGCUCCUUGAGGUUUUGCCGAUC
Messenger RNA from Suillus discolor, 1342 nucleotides. RefSeq lists its product as uncharacterized. The annotation marks the transcript as partial. Lineage: Eukaryota; Fungi; Basidiomycota; Agaricomycetes; Boletales; Suillaceae. The record is from RefSeq and is a predicted model, not a curated record. The transcript has 10 exons.